ACAGUGGUCAGAUGUGCAAAAAAUUGCUCUGGUCCUUAGGGUCAAAAUGGGCUCCGUCCCCAAGGGGUUAAAUGUGUCAUUACAAAGUACAAUUAUAUGCACUAACAACAAGCCCUUGUACAGGUCUGUGGAUAAAAAAUAAGAAUUAUGUCUCUUAAAAGGCGAGGAGAAAAACGCACAAAAAGAAGAGCUGUAUCCUCAAUGCCGAAAUGGACUGUGACCUAAAGGGGUUCUCUGGGCUGCACACCCCAUUCCAGGAGGCAGAGAACAUGAUAGCUGUUCUGUACCCUCGGUGGUCACGUGCACUGCACCAUCUACUGGAAGAAAAUGAUCAACUUAUUCGCUGCAUUGUGGAAUAUCAAAGCAAAGGUAGAGCGGCAGAGUGUUCACAGUACCAGCAGGUUCUGCACAGAAAUCUUAUAUAUUUGGCAACAAUAGCAGAUGCCACCUCGCCACAAGCGGACAAGCAGAAGACCUGAAUCUACAUGCUGCUGUUAUUGAUUAUGUAAAUUAAUGUAUAGUACACCCAAGUGCUGCAAUAGCUAAAUCCAGCUUUCCCACUAGGUGGCACAAUGAAGCUACAUUUUCUUGUAGAUCUCUAGGCUGCUUCAGAUCUGUUAUGGACUCCAGGGCUUAUCGCCUCUGAGGUUUGUUGUGUGCUGUAGGAUACACGUUCAGUAGAACAGCUUAGAUAGAAGACAUUGUAUCACUGCUGCAUGUUCUAUACAACAGCCAUGUUUUUUAUAUUUGUUUUCAGAUGUGUUCAAUAAAAUGGUUUAUUUACAAGUGCUUUAGUGCAGGGUCCAUCACAGCUCUUCCUCAGGUCAAUGUUAAAAAGGCAGAUUUGCAGCAAUUGACAAUAGAAUAGGAUUUUCAUAACCCCACCCACAUGUCUUUAAAGGAGUACUCCACUGGAAAACAUUUGCUUGUAAAUCAACUGGUGACAGAAAGUUAAACAGAUUUGUAAAUUACUUCUAUAAAGAAAUCCCAAUCCUUCCAGUACUUAUCAGCUGCUGUAUAAUACACAGGAAGUUCUUUUCUUUUUGCAUUCCCUUUCUGUCUGACCACAGUGCUCUCUGCCGACAACUCUGUCCAUGUCAGGAACUGUCAAGAGCAAAAGAGGUUUUCUAUGGGGAUUUGCUCCUACUCUGGACAGUUCCUGACAUGGACAGAGGUGUCAGUAGAGCACUGUGGUCAGACAGAAAGGAAAUUCAAGAAGAAAAGAACUUCCUGUGUAUUAUACAGCAGCUGAUAAGUACUGGAAGGAUUGGGAUUGUUUAAUAGAAGUCAUCUGAUUAUCUUUCUGGCACCAGUUGAUAUGAAAGAAAAUGUUUUCCGGAGUGGGGGGGGACUGCACAGCAAUCAGAACAUGCUGAGUUAUGAGUUCAGUUCUACUGCAGUAAAAUUAGUUAGUUUAGUUAUUUCUCUCCUGUUUAUUAAUCUAACCUGGCCAUGUUUAACACC
Molecule: messenger RNA, 1464 nt
Organism: Hyla sarda
Lineage: Eukaryota; Metazoa; Chordata; Amphibia; Anura; Hylidae
Gene: SS18L2
Product: SS18 like 2
Exons: 3
Coding region: 210-479 (89 amino acids)
Biological process (GO): positive regulation of transcription by RNA polymerase II
Cellular component (GO): nucleus
Molecular function (GO): transcription coactivator activity
Source: RefSeq, a predicted model, not a curated record